Molecule: messenger RNA, 1576 nt
Organism: Rhizophagus irregularis DAOM 181602=DAOM 197198
Lineage: Eukaryota; Fungi; Glomeromycota; Glomeromycetes; Glomerales; Glomeraceae
Molecular function (GO): protein binding
Source: RefSeq, a predicted model, not a curated record
AAAAAAAAAAAAAUGAGUACAAAAUUUCAUUCCGAACUUUCACAAGAUAUUUCAUUAUUGUUGAAUGAUACAGAUGAUUAUAAUGUGAUUAUUCAAACUGGAGAAGGCAAAAACUCAAGAGAAUUUCGUGCACAUUCAAUUAUUUUAAAAAUUCGUUCACCUUACUUUAAGAACUUAUCAACAAAAUGGGUUGUCCAAAAAAAUAAUAUGAUCGAAAUUAAAAAGCCUAAUAUUCGACCUACCGUUUUUGAAAUAAUUCUUAAGUACAUUUAUACGGGUGAAGUGAAUUUAACUAAGCGACCGGGAGCAGAUAUUCUUGGGUUAUUAAUUGCAACAGAUGAGCUUCUUCUCGAAAAAUUAUUUAGACAUGUUCUAAAUCAUUUAAUUAAAAAUCAAACAGCCUGGAUUAAACAAAAUUAUGUUCAUAUUCUUCAUACGAUUUCUAAACUUUCUAGUUGUAAGAAAUUGCAAGAUCAUUGUAUUGAAUCGAUCUGCUUAGAUCCACAACCACUUAUUACUUCAAAAGAAUUUCUGUCACUUGAUAAGGAUAUUUUAUACGAAUUAUUUAAACGAGACGAUUUACAAAUUGAAGAGACAGUUGCGUGGGAUUAUUUAAUGAAAUGGAGUAUUGAACAAACACCUGGUCUAGGAAGUAAAAAUAACGAUAGAACUAAAUGGAAUGACAACAAUUAUAAAGCAUUAAAGGGAACUUUAAGUAAAUUUAUUCCACUUAUUCGGUUUGCGGAAAUACCUUCUGAUGACUUUUAUGAUAAAGUUCGUCCAUACAAAGCUGUUCUUCCUCUUCAUAUUUAUGAAGAACUUGUUUUAUUUUAUUACAAAGAUACUUUACCAAAAUCCAUAACCUUACCUCCACGUGUUGGUAAAGUCAAACUCGAAUCAAAAUUAAUUAACCCAAAACAAGCUAAUAUAAUUGCUUGUUGGAUCGAAAGAAAAAAUGAAAAAAACGCAACGCUCGAUAAAAAGUAUAAGUUUGAUCUUCUUUAUCAUAGUAAACAGAAUGGAUUAAAUAUUAAUACGUUUCGAAAUAAAUGUAAUAAUCAAGGUGCAUGCUUAGUGUUAGUCAAAAGUCAACAAUCAGCAAAAAUCUAUGGAGGAUACAAUCCAAUUGGAUUUACGAACUCUGGUGGACAAUGGCGUGGUACGACUGAAAGUUUUAUAUUUUCUUUUGAAAAUAGCGAAGAUAUUCAAAAUAUGAGAAUAAGUCGUAUAAAUAAUGGCUAUAAUAAUUAUGCAAUAUACGAUUACAACAUUUACGGAUUUAGUUUUGGCAACAACUUCUAUUUGAAUAGUGACAAACGAAUAUAUUGUAGUUAUAAUGGCUAUUAUGAUGGUAAUCUUAAUAAUGUUUUAAAUCCAUACUUAAAUAGCAAUUUUAUUCCGGAGGACACUGAAGCCUUUAAAAUAACUACUACGUGAUUAUGAUAAGUUACAUAUAUUCUUGUGUUUUCGGUUAUUUAAGAAGAAUUUUAGGUUAGAAAUUAUUGUAUCCUAUAUAAAUUGUAUUGAUUAAAAUCAUUAAAAUUAAAUAUAUAACUAUUAUAAAUGAAUUAGCACG